Messenger RNA from Morus notabilis, 1875 nucleotides. RefSeq names its product F-box/kelch-repeat protein SKIP6. NCBI's taxonomy places the organism in Eukaryota, Viridiplantae, Streptophyta, Magnoliopsida, Rosales, Moraceae. The record is from RefSeq and is a predicted model, not a curated record. Gene Ontology annotation, molecular function: protein binding. Bases 95 to 1279 code for a protein of 394 amino acids. The transcript is spliced from 5 exons.
CCAUCUUUCAUUGCCCAAACUGAAGCUUUAGACCAAAGAACCUCUCCACUCUAAAAAAAAAAAUAAAAAAAUAAAAAAAUAAAUAAGGUCACCAAUGUCGUCCUCCGAGUGGCUGCCGACGGAGGUCCUCAUCCCUUUCCUCCCGAACGACGUCGCACUCAACCUUCUGGCACGUGUACCAAGACAAUACCACCCAAUCCUCUCGGCGGUGUCGAAGCCCAUCAGGUCCGCCGUCUCCUCCCCACAUUUCUUCAGCCUCCGAUCACUCCUCAACGUCACCGAGACCGUCCCCUACCUCAGAGUCCGAGCCUUCCGCGGAAUCCACGAACGCCCUUACGACAACUGGUUCGCCGUCCACCGAAACCCUAACCCUACCAACAACAAUCUCCUCAAAUUCGCCCCCGUCCCAAGGAUCCCCAGAGACUCCGAAAUCAGGUUUUCUGCUUGCGCCGUUGUGGGACCGAAGAUCUACGUAAUCGGCGGACGCGUGAUCAGGACGAUUGAGGACCCACAGGGGAGGAGAUACGGGCCUUCCUCCGACGUGUGGAUCCUUGACUGCCGUUCCCACACGUGGGAGCGUGGGCCGAGCAUGCGGUCGCCGCGCGCCUUAGCCUCGGCGGCGGUCGUGGAUGGGAAAAUCUACGUGGUUGGGGGUACCCAGACGGCAUUAUGGGCUGAAGUGCUCGAUCCGACGGUAGGACGCUGGGAGGACAUUCCUGGCCCGCUUGACGGCACUGAUCCGGAGCUUUUCAACUUCCAAUUGGUGGAUGGUAAGAUCAGCAUCUGUUUGAACUCGGAUGAGUCGAACUUAAUAGAGUUUAGGUUGAAUACAACGACCAAGACGUGGGAAGUUGUUGGAAACGAGUUUUCACCUACUAGCGAUAUUUGCGUGGUGGAUGGGGUGUCGUAUAGCUCUUUCGGUCGUAAUGUAGGGAAGAUUGAAAGGUUUGAUGAGAAAAUCGGGGAGUGGAAAGAGCUCAAGGGUGUUGAGGAAGGGAAGCCCGAGUACGUGUUUGGUCAUCGUCAAACACUUAUCAAUCUGGACGGAAGAUUGGUCGUGCUUUUUGCAGAGAUGAGAUUGGAGGAGACAAUUGAUCCGAAAAUGGGAAAAGCUGGGUUAUGGUGUGCCGAAAUCGAUGUGACGGAGAACGGAGAUGGGGAUUGGUGGGGACGUGUUAAUUGGUCGGACAAGGUUGUUUUGCUUCCGGAAGUGACUUGGGAUACUCCGGGCGGGUAUGAGUUUUUCUAUUAUAAAGAGGGCUUGUCAGUCUCUUUAUGAGGACUGAAAACUCAUUUCUUGGAGUUGGCAUGCAAUACAAUUGAUGAUUUUUUAUUUCCAUAGCUUCUCUGCAAUCUGAUCAGUUUGUUGACUCUGACCCACCCUCGCUAGACUUCUAUCAAAAGCUAGUUUGGUUAACAAUGUGGAGGCCGGUUGUUGGGCCUAGACUCUUCUGUCUGUCUUUCUAGUUAAGCAAAAAACUGUCAGGGAACAGGUUUCAUAGCUGCUGAUGAACUGAGAAAUAAGAACUGUGGCAGAAGAAAGAGUAAGAAAUAAAGGGGAAGAAAGUGAGAGCAAAGCUCCCCUGCAAUCUAUCAGUUUGCCGACUCUGACCCUCCCAAGACUUCUAGCAAAAGCCAGUUCGGUUAACAAUAACGAAGCCGGUUGCCGGGCUUAGACUCUUCUGCACCAACUCUGUCUCUGUCUUUCUAGUUAACCCAAAAACUGUCAGGGAACAGUCUUGAUUCCACCUCCUUGACAACAAUUCAAGUUUCAAUGAGAAUCAAGAGGCAAACACUAAAGGAUCCAUUGCUUGUACCAGUUGGACCAAUUACAAGAGCACGGGCCAAGAGACUUAAAAGAAAUUGAGAAAAUAA